GUGUCUGUUCGCGAAAGUGUCAUUAUUUGUCGUUCAUCUUGUUAAACAUGACGGGAUAGCAUCACAAAUGAAAAAACGAUCAGAGCGAUCAUCCGUCAUUUAUGAGAUACAGCUUAAAUGGAAUGGAGGUGCAUUUCAAAAUCCACCUAUAAAUCAAUACCAUGGUUCAAAACUCGGGAUAUUGAGUACGAUGAGAACGCGUGAAUGUGAAUAACAGAUAACAUAGAGACACUAUGUGACCUGUGAUGUCUCUGCAAUAUAUCAUCUUCAUAUGCUUAACCUCGUGUGUCUGGUUAACGUUGGCUCCUCCCGUAAAAGUGCAUUCGAGAGUUAAGAGAAUCAUCGGAGGUCAAACGGCGACCAGUCAUCCAUUUGUAGUGAGAGUACGGAACGGUGAACAUCUGUGUACUGGUUCACUCAUCUCGCGAUGCCACGUUCUCACUGCUGGCCAUUGCAUUAAACCUGACAACGGCAUCAGGAUUAUUGCUGGAGGGCACAGAGCUGGAACUAGCAGAAACACUGUUACGUACGACUGGAAUAAAGCCAUUCUGCUCGAUAGGACCCAAGGGGACGUUGGUAUCCUUCGCCUCGAUAGAUGUAUCGAAGAGGAUGCAAAGAACAUAAAACCAAUUGCAAUAACUGAGGAGCGAAUCGAAGAUGGGCGACCAGUGCGAAUAUACGGAUGGGGACAAAUGAAUCAAUCGAUUAUGGAAGGGGCGAAAUAUCUUCAAGAAGUCAACACAUAUCUUAAUACUGCAGCGUGUGAUGCUGCCUCGUCGGCCAUUUUGAGAAUUAAUAUAUGUACCCCUCAAGUGACGGGUUUUGGUGAUUCUGGUGGCCCAGUUAUUGUCGUUGACAAGAACGGAGGAAAUUGUCAGAUUGCUAUCACAACGAAGAAGCUGGACACUAAUUUGGUUGUCCCCGUUGAGCAGUAUAGCAUGCACAGUGAAAUAUCUCAUCCAGCGGUUUUUAAUUUCCUGAAUAACUUCAUACAAGCGAACCCUUGUGGUUGUAACAGUACAGCAGAAUUCUGCAAGCCACCUAAAACGGAGCCAACUCAUGGUACGUCUCAACAGGGAUGUCCACAGUCCACAGAAACAAAGGAAAAUGAAUCUUUUCAAGAAAAAAGAGAAAUCUCAACCGAGAGAUUACAUACAGCAACUAACGAGAUGUUUUCAUCAGAGCCAAUCUCUCCUCCAGUAUCUACUGUUACUAUGUCAGUUGGAACGUUAGAACAGGCAACUACAUCAAAAACGAAUGUGAUAUCUACAAAUUACCCUACAAGUGAAGUUGUGGUUACUUCCAAAGCAUUUGAAACUACGGUUCAGGUCGACUCGAACAAACAUGCUGCGUACACCGACCAAUCAGAGCCUCUAUCAUUGGCUACCUCACUGUCAUCUUCGCCUGAAUCCCCUUCCUCUCAAGAUAUUAAAAGUACAUAUGUAUCAUCUACAAUAAUUACAACACCGACCUUUAAAUCUACCCACAGACUGCUAGAUGACGAUUUUCAUGAAUAUCCAAUAGAUGGAUAUGUCAAGAAAACGACUCUAGGUGUAACCGAGUUACCAUCGAUUUUGCAAAGGGGAGAAGUACCUGAAGUCUCACCAACGAAAGUACAAGCACCAACGCAUGAUACAUUAAUUCAGGGAAUAGGCUUAGUAAUUAACCAUACUACAAGUAUAUCAAACUCUAAUGUAACCUUACUUUCACCUGUAACAACUAUGCAUGUAACAGAUAACUUGUAUUCCUUGUCCAACGUAGCAACUAAAGCAUUUGACAGUAGUACAUUAACCAGAUAUAGUUCUCUAGAGAGUAGAAUAGAUAGGACCAAAUCUAGCACUUUAGGUAGUAGCACACUAAUACAGGAAGACAUGGACAAACAAGCACAAGUAAUAUCUUUGACAUCGACAAGUAUGGUAUCUUCUUCAAUCUCAAAAACCAUUAUGACAACACCCACCUUUGCAGAAGAAGAUGGCUCAAUACCGAAAAUACAAACGCAAUACAAACUGGUAACAGUUACUGACCGUGUACAAAUUCCGGAAAUAACACCUCUCCCUAUAAUAUAUGAGAGUACUUCUAUUCAGCCAACUCCUAGUAUGGAAAUCUCACCGCAUGGCAAACUUACCCAUCCUCUAAACAGUACUACACCCGAACUAACCAGCACGCCAAUUAUAAACACCACAGCUUUAGAUCAGAUGUUUAGCACGCCAACUAACAGCAAAUUUCUACAGGCUCUAUCAGUCACCAACACUGCGUUUACAAUGACGAACACUAAAAAACCUACGACUACAUCCCGAAUGGUCAAAAGUUGCGGAGAGCCCCCACUCGUCCCUAAUGGGAAAAUUAAUAAGGUGAAAUGUUCGCAAGACAAACGAGGUGAACGCUGCACAGCCGUAUAUUCUUGCGAUUCUUGCUAUAAAAAGUACGGGCCUCUUAGAUGUCGUAAUGGAAAAUGGAAUUUCGGUCAAUGUCGACGAAUAGGAGAUGGGUGCAAAAGUGAUGCAGAUUGUCGAAAUGUUUGCAGUAUACGUGAGUACUGUGUCAAGUGCGUCUGCAGUGCGUGUAGAACAAAAAGAGACUGCCCUUAUAUGGGCAUGCGUGAAUACAGAUGCGUUCCCUAAGUCAGGACUUCUUGAAUAGUGAUUUUUUUACUAAAAACCCGAACUUUGAUUGCUUGGAGCGUGUCAAGGAGGAUUGGCUCCCAGGAUCGAAACUCGAUAUUUUCCAACAAUGAAAACGUCGUUAUUUUCUGAAAUUAAAAAUAAACAGUCCAAAAGAAUCGAAC
Owenia fusiformis is the source of this 2785-nucleotide messenger RNA. The record is from the annotation of a GenBank genome assembly. NCBI's taxonomy places the organism in Eukaryota, Metazoa, Annelida, Polychaeta, Sabellida, Oweniidae.